AUUUAAAGGAGGAAAAAAGAAAGAAAGAAAGAAAAACGUAUCUCUCUCUUCUAUUUCUCACAAGUCACAUCCAUCACUGAUCUAAAAAGCAUUCAUUCACAGACUCUCUCUUUGCCAUCUCCAGGCUGCGCAGAUUCUGACUGAAAAGAGUGAAGGCAUGGGAAUCCAAGAGGACCUAGAGCAGUGUAAGAAUCGUGCUGAGCAUGAAGAGGUAAGAGAACCACUCAUGGACAAGAAAAAUCAAUCAGGCGAACAAGAUGGAUCUUUUGCUCAGAGUAGCAGCAAAGAAAGUGCUUGGAUGGUUUACCUCAGCACUUUUGUUGCAGUCUGUGGCUCUUUCGCAUUUGGCUCAUGUGCAGGCUAUUCAUCACCCACAGAAAAUGCUGUCAGGGAAGAUCUCUCUCUAUCUCUAGCAGAGUAUUCCGUGUUUGGUUCAAUAUUGACAUUCGGAGCAAUGAUUGGUGCAAUCACAAGUGGGCCCAUUGCUGAUUUCAUUGGUCGGAAAGGGGCGCUGAGAGUGGCUACCAGCUUCUGUAUUGCCGGAUGGCUAGCCAUCUACUUUGCUCAGGGGGUUCUGGCGUUGGACCUCGGGAGACUGGCAACAGGUUAUGGAAUGGGAGUCUUUUCUUAUGUGGUACCUGUUUUUAUUGCUGAAAUUGCACCCAAGAAUCUUAGAGGAGCACUAACAGCUACAAAUCAGCUUAUGAUCUGCGGUGGAGUGUCUGUUGCAUUCAUAAUAGGAACCGUGCUGACAUGGAGGGCUUUGGCAUUGACUGGGCUUGUUCCUUGUGCAAUUCUGGUUUUUGGCCUGUUUCUGAUUCCCGAAUCUCCCAGAUGGCUGGCAAAGAGAGGACGUGAAGAAGAGUUUCAAACAGCUCUACAAAAGCUUCGUGGCAAGGAAGCUGAUAUAUAUCAGGAGGCAACUGAAAUCAAGGAGUACAUAGAAACUCUUGAACGGCUCCCAAAAGCCAGAUUCCUAGAUUUGUUUCAAAGAAGAUACCUCCGCUCAGUCAUUAUAGGAGUAGGACUGAUGGUCUUUCAACAAUUUGGAGGAAUCAAUGGGGUCUGCUUUUAUGUCAGCAAUAUUUUUGAGUCAGCAGGAUUUUCUCCCAGUCUUGGAACCAUAAUCUAUGCCAUUCUUCAGGUUGUGGUUACCGCCCUCAACACAAUCGUAAUAGAUAAAGCUGGAAGAAAGCCUCUAUUACUGGUUUCUGCAUCAGGACUGAUUCUUGGCUGUUUAAUAACUGCGAUUUCAUUCUACCUAAAGGUUAAUGAAUUGGCAGUCAAAUCAGUCCCGGCACUUACUUUAACUGGCAUACUGCUAUAUAUCGGCUCAUUUUCAGCAGGAAUGGGUGCAGUUCCGUGGGUAAUAAUGUCUGAGAUUUUUCCAAUAAAUAUUAAGGGAGUGGCAGGAAGCUUAGCAACACUUGUGAACUGGUUUGGUGCAUGGGCGAUUUCCUACACUUACAACUACCUUAUGUCCUGGAGCUCCUAUGGUACCUUCAUUCUUUAUGCUGCAAUCAACGCGCUGGCUAUAGUGUUUGUGGUCAUGGUGGUGCCAGAAACAAAAGGGAGAACUCUGGAGCAAAUCCAAGCAGCCAUUAAUACAUAGAGAAAUAGACAGGGUGUAUUGAAUACAUUUAUUUCACGGAAAUAAAGACCCUUACCCA
Molecule: messenger RNA, 1670 nt
Organism: Populus trichocarpa (black cottonwood)
Lineage: Eukaryota; Viridiplantae; Streptophyta; Magnoliopsida; Malpighiales; Salicaceae
Product: sugar transporter ERD6-like 7
Exons: 18
Coding region: 158-1612 (484 amino acids)
Biological process (GO): carbohydrate transport; transmembrane transport
Cellular component (GO): membrane
Molecular function (GO): sugar transmembrane transporter activity
Source: RefSeq, a predicted model, not a curated record